CGCAAAUAGUCUGAGUAAAUUUGUUUCACCAUUUGAAUAACAGCACAGUGCAAAGCACAGCUUUCCAUUUGUUUUGUUUCUGUAUCCUUCAACUUCUUUUAAAUGGAGUCUGUUAAGAGCUGUUCGGGACUUUUUUUGAGAGCACAUUGUGACCAUAGAAAUACUAUUGCGGUUCCGCCUUCAACUAGCUAGCUAGCUACUGACUUGUAAAGUGAGUUAGCAGCGAAGCUGUUAGCUAAUGUCAGCAGUUACGUACACUACCAGAGCCGAAGACAUCUUCAACAAGCUGUCUGGAGUUAUUGUUCAACACAGAGGCUUUCGAGUGGAGCAUCAAGUGCUGACGGGGCUGUUUUGGAGACUACAGUGGGGGGUCCAGACUGGAGAAGAAAGAGAGGCUGAGCAGGAAGCAUGUCCACUGUCAAUGAGCCCACGUUCACAGUCAAGCUGCUGCAGCUGCUGCUGCUCUCCACCUACUGGGGAAUGCAGAUUUGGGUCACCUUCAUUUCAAGCUUUGUAAUGGACAACCACCUGAACAGACACACUUAUGGGUUUAUCCAAAGUCGCCUUGUCCCAUUCUACCUCCACUUGGGUUCAGCUUGUGCCUUCUUUAACCUCACUAUCUACGCUGUGUAUCAUCCCAGCGACACGCUGAACGACAGAGAAUCCUUUCAGAUCUUCAUCUUCUUUGUGUCGGUGACAGUCGCGGCUAUCAACGCUCAGUGGUUUGGCCAAAUGACAUCCGAGAUCAUGGCGGACAUGCACCUUAUCGAGCAGGCGUGCGGAUUGGGUCAGGAUAUCGGCCUUUCGUCGAACCGCGAAGCUUACGCCAAGCUGCGUGAGACGGACGUCAAAUACAGACACCUCAGCAGUCGCCUGUGGCUGUACAGACUGCUGUCCUCCCUCUGUAACCUCUGCUGCUUAGGCUGCAACUUCUACAGCCUCUGUUACAUCGCUGAGAACCUCAACACACUUUGAACAGUUGUCAGUCCCACACACUCACUUUUAAAUCUAAAUGGACUGUAUAUUUUUGUACAAAACCAGUAAGUCAUAUAUUUAAUACAUUAUUUUUUGUCUCUCUGCCGUGAGAUGCAAAGUCAGGUGGGCCUUGUUGUUCUCGUGCUUUGGGAAUUAAUUGCCGUGCUAAGAUUCUGGCCCUCGAUUUGUGUUGCUUUUGAAACAAACCGGGCCACGAAAGCUGCAUUUCCCUCCUUAAGGUUGUAGGGGGACAACCCAGUUUCUGGAAUGAGCAAUGCUUCACCUUUCACCUACUGUGGCUGACGCUGGUGGCAGCCUUGAUACUUUCCCUUCACUAUUACGAUUUAGUACCUUUCAGGAACCUAAAAAAAAGCAUUACAACAUUAGAGAUGUUUUGUAAUUGCAGAAUCAGAGAAAUUAUAACAGAAUAGCCACAUUUUUCCCAUCUUUUUUAUGCGUAAGCAAAAGAAAAACCUCAAGAUGUGGUCCCGUGCUGCUCAGUCCUGCUCUUCCUGUUUGGGAGUAGUGUAAAUACUUUGUUCACAGUGUGGUGUCACAGGUUUGUCCUGCUUAACUUUAUGUUAACUUAAGCAAAGUAAACUGUUGUUCUCUCUUAAGCUCUCCUGGCUGCUUCUUUUCCUAUAUGGUAAAGAAUCAAUUCGGCUUUUAGCCUUUUCAACACUUGCACCGGUGGUUUGUUUAUUGGUACAUUGGAAUUAUAAUGAAUUGGUGUUCAUAAACAGUUCCAGUGCAUUGCCCUGUUAUUUUGUAGAUGCUAAGAUUGGUUGCACAGCAGGUUGGUCUAGGUGUGAAAAAGAAGGGUACGGUAGAAAGUAUUGUUUAGACUUGCUGAGAUGACGUGGGUCUAUUACGACAAUAGUACGGAGUACCUAGAAAAUUGCGGUGGGAACAACUUUUCUAAACUAAUUAUGUGUUCCUGUGUAUUAACUUUUGCGUUACGUCUCACAUUGCCAGACCUGUCGUCACAGCGUGAGAAUGGUCUUGCUGCAUGAGUUAAAGGAGAAUUCCGGUCAAUUCCAAUACGUAGCUCUGUUGUUUGUAAAUGUGGAGGUCUGUCAGUAGAGAGAAAAACUACCCAAUCAGUGCUGCCUACACCGUGUUAUCCUCCUGCUAAAGUGAGCACGGCUGAAACUGGGCAAGUUUUAAAAAUGUUUUUAGCCUCUAAACAUGUUCAAAAUGUCAUUAAAAGUGCCGCCCCAUUUGCAGUGAUUCCUUCUGAGUGAACACAGUGAAUCUAACUGCUAUAGAUAUGAAAUAAAUGCAUGAAAGUUGGGCAAAUUCAGCUGUGUUCAGUUCCCAUGUCGAGACCAGUUAGAGAGCUUACACAGCUGAAUUAGCACAACUGUCAUGCAUUUUUUUUUCUUUCUUUCAUCUCUUAACAGUCAGAUUCACUGUGUUCUCUCAGAAGGAAUCCCUUCACAUGGGGAGGCACUUUUAAGGAUAUUUUGAACAUGUUUAGAGGCUAAAAACACAUUUAUAACUCUCCCUGUUUAAGCCUGUUGGGGGCUAACUGUAGCAAGAGGAUAAAACGGUGUAGCCAGCACUGAUUGGAUUGUCUGUCUUUCUUUAAAAAAAAAAUCACAGCCAUGUUGAGUGGUGCUGAGACCCAAAUGCAUUCACGGUGCUCUUGCAAAAUGGCUAUAGAUAUAAAAUAGAGUUAAGCGGAGGAAGAUGCCUGGCCUUGUAACCUUACAGUGUGCCUCAACUGAAAAUGACAUUAUAUAUAAAAUAUAUAUUUUUUAAGAUUUUACAAAGCUGUUGGGGUUUAGCUUGACUUUCUCACAUGUUUUGCUCUGUUCUCUAAUACCUCCAUGCACUGUAUGUAAGUCAUUAUGUGUUCAAGCCGCUGUGGGGGAAUUUUAUGCAGCCAUGAUUGGAAAUGAAGCCAUAUAAUGUUUGAGUUGUACUCGCACUAGAGUUGUGCUCUGUGCAGUACUCUUUGCAGGUGUUUGUUUUUGUUUUUUUGUCGUAUGAAUAUCUUUGCGUUGUUUGUUUUGUGUGCAGAGAGGAUCUGUGGUGUGGUCAACAAACCUCUCCAUGCUAAUGAUCACCUCUCCUUUUUAACUGGUCCUAGAUAACCUAAGUAGCUUCUCAGGUGAAACUCUUCUAUCCAUAUGUUUCUUCUUAUUUUGGCCUGUAAAACAUGUCUGUUAAACCAAAGCAAAAAAUGCCAUUAACAUCAACUACCGGCGUGUAAUCAGGACAAAAGCAGCAGAGUAGAAAUUCUGAAAAAAAUCUUCUUUUUGUCCAGACCUAACUGAUAAAAGUGGCUCUUUACAAAUAUAUUGCACUAUUACCUGGUUUUAAAUUGCAUACAUUUGUUUGUAUCGUUUUGCUCGUUGGCUCGGCUGAUUUAAAUUAAAAAUGUCAAUGCAAAUUCUUGUUUUGUUCAUAAGCAAAUAAAGUGUACAGUUGAAUUUUAGAAGACCACUUUACAUUAUUUGUGGAUGUUUCUGUCGGUUUUUCAAUGUUUGCGAUACUGUGUUAUAAUU
This is a messenger RNA of Etheostoma spectabile (orangethroat darter), 3488 nucleotides long. Its product is annotated as transmembrane protein 205. Bases 409 to 975 code for a protein of 188 amino acids. The transcript is spliced from 4 exons. The record is from RefSeq and is a predicted model, not a curated record. Lineage: Eukaryota; Metazoa; Chordata; Actinopteri; Perciformes; Percidae.